Molecule: messenger RNA, 735 nt
Organism: Capsella rubella
Lineage: Eukaryota; Viridiplantae; Streptophyta; Magnoliopsida; Brassicales; Brassicaceae
Product: putative F-box/kelch-repeat protein At5g03000
Exons: 1
Coding region: 1-735 (244 amino acids)
Molecular function (GO): protein binding
Source: RefSeq, a predicted model, not a curated record
AUGAAGAAUUCAUCUUCUCCGAUGUUUUUUUCUUCGUUACCGGAGGAGAACGUUCUCCAUUGUUUGUCUUGUGCCUCGAGAUUCUCUCUUCCAACUUUAUCCUUGGUAUCCUUAUACUUACAUUCCCUCAUAGCUUCACCUGAGUUCAAAGCCACAAGAACACGCAACGGAAUAACAGAAGAUUACCUCUACGUUUGCUUAGACCUGAAUAAGGAAAUCCCUAACCCUAGUUGGUUCACAGUUUCCUUAUUACCCAAGCAACAGAAACAAAUACCCGUCCCUUCCUUUCCUCACCAACAUCCCAAAUCCUCGAGUGUUGUUUCAAUCAGUUCAGAUAUUUAUAUAAUUGGGGGACGUGCUAAUGGAAUGAGAAGCAAUAGAGUCUUGCGUCUCGAUGGUCAAAUUCAUCAAUGGCUUAUACUCCCAAACAUGCUUCAACCUAGAGAAGCUGCAGCUGCUGAUGUAAUCGACGGUAAGAUCGACGUGAUUGGAGGCUUUGGUGCCAACAUUAUCCAGGACUGGGGAGAGGUUUAUGAUCCAAAUAACCAAACUUGGGAGCCAAUACUAACAACAACGCUAAAUCUCGCCACUCAAGUGAAUGUGGUGCCAGGUAAAUUGGUAAUGGGUGAAAAGGUCUAUGCCAUGAAUGGUUUGAUAGUUAACUUGGAGAAUGGUAUUUUCUUGUUUGAUAACUCGUUGCGUCUAAUGUAUGUUUCCCAUCAAAACCUUUUUUAG